UUAGCAACAAUGUCAUAAAUUAAGAAACAAGAUGUGGUUCCAUUGGUUGAAUGAUCCACAAGAAAUGAUGAGGCCACAAUUCACAAGAUUUGUUAAGGAAGAGUUGUUUAAAAUGAGAUGUGGAGAGGAACUCAUAAUUGUUUCACUUGAUCAACGAGGAAGAAUUGCUCACUCAAAUGUCAUCCACAUGAUGCUCACCUGGACCUCCGAUAAUAUUGAACAAAAUACAAUACAGGUAAAGGUCGUUCCACAUAACAUAAGUCUUAUCAUACAAAACGAGUUGAAGCAAGGGAUUUACGGUAUUGAAGCAAGCUCGGAAUCCUGGCAUGUGGGACCUAAAAUAGACUCAAUCACAAGCGAUUUGGUACGUAACAUCGAUUCACAGAUAAAUGCUUGGAAAAUGGAAGUUAAAGGCAUAAUUGAAGAAGUGACAUCACAAUCUACACCGUAUGACAGCGAAAAGGAGAAACUUUUGUGGCAACAACAAACUGCUUGGACUCUUCAUCUUCUGGCACCACAAAUAAAUGAUUGGAUUCAUGAGGAAAAAUAUAUUUUCUUAUAUGGAGGAAACAACAUUAAAUGGAUUCGAGAAUUCAUUUUCAAGGUACGUGAAGUUGCCUCCAAAACCCAAAUGAACUUUGAGUUGGCCUACAUUGGGAAAAACAAAAUGAUAAGAGGAAUCAUUAAUAAAGAAAGAAUGAGUUAUUGCGCAUUGGAUGAUUCUUUUGGAGUAUGGUGGUUUUGGGCCCGUCUUCGAAGUAUGUUUUUGUCAAGAAUUCAAUAUUUAGAGAUGACUAAUCACCUUGUCAAAGAAUACAACAAUGAUGAAAUUUUGCAAGGACUCAAAAAAUUAUUGUCCAAUGAAAACAAGAAUGCAACAAUUGAAGGAUGGGUGUUAUUAAGCAAAGGAUCAGAAGUGGUUGUAUGUGGACAUGGAAGUAAAAUGUUGCAAGCCAUAAAUGACUACGAGAUUUGGAAGGAAAACAUAGAUGCCACCAAAAGUUUUGGCCAGGCAUUCAAAGACCACCAUGAGAUUCUUUCCAAGGAUAAGCAUUCUUGUUGUACCCUUGAAUAUCCAAUUAGCUUGAGCAAAAUUCCUGAAAAUGAAAGAUGUCCUGAAUGCUCUCGCCGUAUGCAAAAGUUUUUAACUUUCACUUGUUGCCAUGAUCCCGAUGUUGAUUAUGAUAGCGAUGAGUAGUACUUCAUGGUGUAUUUGAUUUUUAUAAAUUUAUUGAACUCAAUGUUAAUUUUCAUCAACUUACAUUUUUA
Messenger RNA from Ipomoea nil (Japanese morning glory), 1269 nucleotides. RefSeq names its product protein SIEVE ELEMENT OCCLUSION B-like. Lineage: Eukaryota; Viridiplantae; Streptophyta; Magnoliopsida; Solanales; Convolvulaceae. The record is from RefSeq and is a predicted model, not a curated record. The transcript is spliced from 3 exons. The coding region runs from base 32 to 1198 and encodes 388 amino acids. Gene Ontology annotation, biological process: phloem development.